AUGGCAUCAUCCUUGCGCCCAGAAACAGCGGAUAAACUCGGUCUGAAAGGAAGGCCACUGAUAAUAGUCCUGACCAUUGCGUGUGGACUGGGUCAAUUCCUUCAUGGCUAUGACAACGGCGUCCUUGGUGGUCUGCUUACGGCACCCAGUUUCAUUGAUCAGUUCCACCUGAGUGCAGCACUGGAAGGCACAGUUACAGCUUUAUUUCAAGCUGGCUGCGCACUGGGCUGUUUCGCAACAAGCCUGCUGAGUGUGCGUUUUGGACGCCUGACGUUGACACAUACUGGCAGUCUUUGCAUCUGCGUUGGUGGAGCAUUGCAAGCUUCGAGCUUUACAAGUGGACAAUUGAUGGCUGGCCGCGUGAUCGCUGGUAUUGGUCUCGGAAUGAUUACAUCGUCGGUAUCUGUCUUGCAGUCCGAAACAGCUCCUGCGCGUAUCAGAGGCAGACUGAUUGCCAUGUCGCUUUCCUCCCUCCUUGUUGGACAACUGCUGGCUUACUGGUUGGAUUACGGCAUGAACGCAUACACCACCGACAUUUCCUGGCGCUUUCCAUUGUCGUUUCAAGCAGUGAUAGCGCUCAUAAUGAGUGGAUUGCUGUUGUUCAUGCCUGAAUGCAAGUCCAAUAUCCGUUCAUUGGCUCGAAAAGCUCUAACCUUCUCAGCGCCUCGGUGGCUGUGUCAACGCGGUCGUGAGGCUGAAGCCCUGAAAGUCAUCAUGCGUCUACGCAACAAGGAUCGUGACGACCCCGCAGUCAUACUUGAGGUGGCAGAAAUCCAGGCGGCUAUUGAGCUCGAUCGCCACCAAUCCGGCUGGCGUGACCUGGUGAGAAAGGACGCUGUGCAAACUCGGACUCGAGUUGCACUUGCAUGUAUGGUGAUGUCCAUGAAUCCUUUCAGCGGUAGUACAGCAAUCAGCUACUACACAACGGUCAUCUUUCAGAUUUCCAUAGGGAUGACCAGACAUACGGCUCUUCUCACAUCAGGUUUCUUACAACUAUGGUUCCUUUUCGCGUCUCUUGGGACCUGGAUCCUCAUCGAGUUCGCCGGAAGGCGGCGUAUGUUCAUGGUGAGUGCAGUUGGCAUGGCAAUCGCCAUGACGGUUCUUGCUGCUACGCUCGCAACAGGCUCUCAUGCAGCAAGUAUCGUGGCCGCUGCCAUGAUUUUCGUGUAUCAGGCCUUUUAUACCUGGGGUUGGAUGGCUGGAGUCUGGACGUAUACACCAGAACUGCUUCCCCUCAAAUAUCGUGCCAAAGGCAUGGGUCUAGCUUCGACAUGCGUAUAUGGUCUGACAUUCAUGAUUCUGGAGGUGGUCCCUAUCGCAAUCCAUAACAUUCAUUGGAAGGUGUUCAUCCUCUUCGCCGUCUUCAACGCUUGCUUCGUGCCGAUCACCUACUUUUUGUUACCGGAAACUGCGGGGCUCAGCUUAGAAGCGAUUGACCUAGUUUUUACAGAUCCAGAUACUUCCUCGGUCAAGAAGGCCAAGGCUCUGCGAAAGUCCGGCGAGGACAUGCAUCUUCGAGAGGUGCAUCUUGACGACGUCGAAAUCAUCUCAGCUACACCAGGCGUCAAAGGAGAUAAUUAA
Molecule: messenger RNA, 1581 nt
Organism: Exophiala oligosperma
Lineage: Eukaryota; Fungi; Ascomycota; Eurotiomycetes; Chaetothyriales; Herpotrichiellaceae
Exons: 4
Coding region: 1-1581 (526 amino acids)
Biological process (GO): transmembrane transport; carbohydrate transport
Cellular component (GO): membrane
Molecular function (GO): carbohydrate:proton symporter activity
Source: RefSeq, a predicted model, not a curated record